Striga hermonthica is the source of this 1860-nucleotide messenger RNA. NCBI's taxonomy places the organism in Eukaryota, Viridiplantae, Streptophyta, Magnoliopsida, Lamiales, Orobanchaceae. The record is from the annotation of a GenBank genome assembly.
AUGGGUGUAAAAAUUUGUGUUAGCUUGGGAGCAUUAGAAACAGAGUUUGCUGCAGCUAACACACCACCAAGAGGAUGGAACUCAUAUGAUUCCUUCAGUUGGAUCAUCUCCGAAAAACAGUUCAUUCGAAACGCUAACCUCGUUGCUCGUCGCCUAAAGCAACAUGGAUACGAGUAUGUUGUGGUCGAUUUCUUGUGGUAUCGGAGGAAAGUGAAGGGAGCAAACACCAACUCGUUUGGAUUUGAUGUUAUCGACGAGUGGGGAAGAAUGGUGCCCGACCCUCAAAGGUGGCCUUCGUCUAACGGUGGAAAAGGGUUCGGUAAUGUAGCUCAAAAAGUUCAUAGUAUGGGCUUGAAAUUCGGUAUUCAUGUCAUGAGAGGUAUCAGUACACAAGCAUUCUACGCAAACACACCCAUCCUCGAUAUAACCACGGGCAAAGCUUAUGAAGAAAACGGGCGAAAAUGGUAUGCUAAAGACAUAGGACUAAAGGAGAGGAGCUGUGCGUGGAUGAAAAACGGUUUCAUGAGCGUAAACACGAAAUUGGGCGCUGGACGAGCGUUCUUGAGAUCACUCUAUCAUCAAUAUGCCGAAUGGGGAGUUGAUUUCGUUAAGCACGACUGUGUAUUUGGUAAGGAUAUGGAUCUUGACGAAAUAACCUAUGUUUCAAAGGUCUUAGAGGGUUUUAACCGAACAAUCUUAUAUUCGAUAUCUCCUGGAGAAAAAGCAAACCCAGCCAUGGCAAGGCAAGUAAGUGAGCUCGUCAACAUGUACAGAAUCACCGGAGAUGACUGGGACUCGUGGCCAGCUCUGAUCAGUCAUUUUAACAUCACUCGGGAUUUUGCUGCGGCUAAUAUGAUCGGAGGAAAAGGACUGCGUGGAAAGUCUUGGCCUGACUCAGAUAUGCUUCCGUUAGGAUGGCUUGGUAAAGAAGGUGCAAAUACUGGCCCUUACAGAAAAUCAAAUCUUACUUUAGGUGAACAGAGGAUUCAGGUUACGCUAUGGGCCAUUUCCAAGUCGCCUCUCAUGUUCGGAGGAGAUAUGAGAAGACUCGACAACUCGACAUACAGUUUAAUCGCCAAUCCUACUCUUUUGGAAAUAAACUCCCACAGCUCAAAUAAUAUGCAGUUCCGAUACAUUUCGAGUCCACAACUUAAUAACCAAACCGAACCGAAACUAACGGUGCCCCUUACAGUCGAUCUUACCGAUUGCGAAAGUGUUGCUGCCUUAAAUGGAUGGUUUGUGGUGCCGACUAACAGUGGUUUUGAACAAGUCUGCUGGAACAAAACUUCAAGUCACGGGAAAAAUGAGCAGUUUUGUCUGUACAAAACAAAACCGCGCCUUUUGAUAGAAGACGAAGUGAUCUAUAAACUAAACUAUAACGGGAAAGUCCAUUUAUUGAAGACACAUACGAAGGAAGUUUGUCUCGACGGUUCUCCAAAUCAGAAAGUUACUUCCACAGAAGCAAAAAUGGGUUCAUUUUCACCUUGUGGAUUGGAUGCUAACCAGAUGUGGGAGGUCACGCAUAACGGCACCUUGAAGAAUAGCUACUCUGGUUUAUGUGCAACUAUGAGGGCAGCACAAGCUUACGAAGGUCCCAAUUUGAUUCGUGCUUGGGUUGCCACCGGAAGAAAAGGAGAAAUCUAUGUAGCGAUUUUCAAUUCGAACCACAACGAAUCCGAGGUGUCGAUGAGGAUAAAGGACUUGGGUAUGGUGCUUUCUGAUAGAGAUUUUGAGGGUGCUUCAUGCAAAUGCAGAGAAGAAUGGAGUGGAAAAGAUUUUGGAGUAGUAAAAGACACACUUUCUAUAAAGUUGGAUAUCCAUGAUGUUGCUCUUUUUGUGCUUGACUGCACAUUUAACUGA